Molecule: messenger RNA, 1592 nt
Organism: Coccinella septempunctata (seven-spotted ladybird)
Lineage: Eukaryota; Metazoa; Arthropoda; Insecta; Coleoptera; Coccinellidae
Product: oxysterol-binding protein 2-like
Exons: 9
Coding region: 249-1541 (430 amino acids)
Cellular component (GO): intracellular membrane-bounded organelle; membrane; cytosol
Molecular function (GO): sterol binding
Source: RefSeq, a predicted model, not a curated record
UCUCCCAAAAAAUGUCAUCGCUGCAGUUUCAAGAAAAAUCAAAGAUUAUUUCGGUACAGCAUUUUUUCACAAGAAUAAGUUGAAAUCCUCCGUUCACUUCAAGGAGCAGUUUCGUUCUUUUCUCAUUCAAAACUAUUCCACUCAACAUUACAUCUUCAGUUUAAAUUGAUCACCUAAUGGAACUGAAAGCACUGGAAUAUAAUGCUGCAGGCAUGAGCUGUGGCUUGUGAAAGUGUAGAACUCGAGGAAUGGAAAGUGACGAAAUCGGAAAACCCUUAGAGCAAACCACAAGUUCCAUCCAUAGUCUGAUCCGAAAGAUUACACCAUCACCGUGUACAAGCCAAAGGAGUAGCACUUCCUCGCGUCGAGAAAGGAUACCAGACAAACCUAGAUCUGGUAGUUUGAGCCUAUGGGGAUUCCUGAAAAACUGCAUAGGCAAAGAUCUGUCGCAAAUUUCUCAACCGAUAAAUUUCAGCGAGCCCUUGUCGCUGCUCCAAAGGUUAACGGAAGAGUUGGAAUACUCUGAACUUCUGGAUAAAGCUGCAAGUUGUUCAUGUCCAUACGAACAGCUCGCUUAUCUAGCUGUGUUCAUCGUUGCGGGAUACUCUGGUUGUACCAGGAUAACCAAACCUUUCAACCCACUCCUUGGGGAAACGUUCGAGUUUGAUCGAACUGCUGAUCUUGGAUGGAGGGUUAUAUCUGAACAGAUUUCGCAUCAUCCGCCUGUUGCUGCGCACCAUUGCGAGGGUAAGGGUUGGAUUUUAUGGCAGGAAUUCACAUUCGAGACAAGGUUCACCGGAAACGAUAUACAGGUCACCCCUUGUGGCGAGGCUAACGUAGAAUUCCAGGAAGGAAAUUGUUUCAAGUGGAACAAGAUUAUAACGACUGUUCAUAAUUUCCUCAUAGGAAGUUCAUGGGUGGAUCACCAAGGUGUUGUGGAGGUAAUCGGUAAGAAUAAUACCGAAGGCAUCAUCUGCAAUUUAGACUUCAUCCCAUAUGGUGGUAGUUCCUUGAGGAGAAUCAUCAAGAGCGAAAUGAGAAGAGUUAAAGGGCAAGUUUCCGAUGCUAACGGUGUCACCAAAUGGAAAAUUGAAGGGAAUUGCGACGAAGAAGUUAGGAUAACGGCUGUUUUAUCCGAAGAAAAGGAAACGAUGAUAUUGGAUGAACCAAGGAUUGCUUGGAAGUCCAACGUACUUCCAGAAGGUUCAGAGAAUUACUACAGUUUCAGUAAGUUCGCGUGCCAGUUGAACGAGCCUGAAGAUGGGGUGGCCCCUACAGAUUCCCGACUGAGACCAGAUCAGAGGUUCAUGGAGGAGGGUAAAUGGGAUGAGGCCAACCAGGAGAAGACCAGGCUGGAGGAAAAACAGAGAAGAGUCAUCAGGGAGAGAUUGGAGCUUGAAGAUGAGGAAAUGAAGUAUUAUCACCCCAUCUGGUUCCACCCUUUUCUCAAAGAAGAUGGAAGUCGCAUCCACAAGUUCAACGGAAAUUAUUGGAAGAGCAAGGAGCAGCAAGAUUGGUCCAAAUGUCCGGACAUCUUUUAGUUAUUUUUUGUUGUAUUCGAAUAAGAAUGUCAAUACAGUGAUUCGUCAAGA